Babesia microti strain RI is the source of this 276-nucleotide messenger RNA. RefSeq names its product conserved Plasmodium protein, unknown function. The record is from RefSeq and is a predicted model, not a curated record. Bases 1 to 276 code for a protein of 91 amino acids. Gene Ontology annotation, molecular function: nucleic acid binding. The transcript is spliced from 4 exons. NCBI's taxonomy places the organism in Eukaryota, Apicomplexa, Aconoidasida, Piroplasmida, Babesiidae.
AUGGGUAAAAAAAAAAUUAUGCUUCAAGAAACGGCGCCAAAAGUAGGAUCUUCAUUCGGCGAGAAGAUUCUAAGGAAGUACGGAUGGGAGGAUGGCAAGGGACUGGGCAAAUAUACUAAUGGUACAAUUGAACCCAUAGUAUUACAAGCAAACAGUGGUUGCAGAGGGAUGGGAGACAAUGGCCGUAAUGAUGACAAGCCAGGGGAGUGGGAUGACUGGUGGACUUCAAUGUACGACAAUAUGGCCUCCAAGAUCACCAUUCGGCCCCGCAACUGA